This is a messenger RNA of Nymphaea colorata (pocket water lily), 4415 nucleotides long. Its product is annotated as transport inhibitor response 1-like protein. Gene Ontology annotation, molecular function: protein binding. Gene Ontology annotation, cellular component: SCF ubiquitin ligase complex. Bases 2018 to 3775 code for a protein of 585 amino acids. Gene Ontology annotation, biological process: SCF-dependent proteasomal ubiquitin-dependent protein catabolic process. The record is from RefSeq and is a predicted model, not a curated record. NCBI's taxonomy places the organism in Eukaryota, Viridiplantae, Streptophyta, Magnoliopsida, Nymphaeales, Nymphaeaceae. The transcript has 4 exons.
UCGAGGCAGUAGUCGGCGCUCCUUCCUCCUCCCACCAAGUUGCAGGCACGCAGUCUUGCUUGCGACUUCACACUGAUGGUCUUGUCGUUCUUCUUCCUGUCUUACUUACUGCCUUUUACUGUAAGUAGUCUUCUCACUUUGUCCAAAGGGAGUUGAGGAAAAACCAAAGUCCAACUUAUCCUGAUCAUCUCCAAAACUUGGACGCCUUAAUUUCCUUUAUAUUUUACAAUUUUUCUCUCAUUACGUGCACUGCACAACGCAGAGAAGAACGGGGUACUUUUCUUUUAUUUUCUACUUGCUCCUUUUACGUUGCUUCUUUAUGAACAAGUUGCCUGGUUUAUCUUUUUCGCAUUCUGUGUGCUACACACUCUCACCCGUCGCUUCAAAUUUGAGAAAGUUUGUCCUGUUUAUUCAUGGAAAGAAGAAAGAAGAGACGCUCCUGGUGUACAUGUGUGUGCGCUUGAGAGAGACAGAGAGGCCGUCGAAACAGAAAGCGCCACUUUCCGAUUCUUCUUCUCUCCACAAAAUUUUCGAGCCACACGGACAGAGAUGAGCAUUGGGGAGCGCAGUGCCCGAUAGCCCCCUUGCUUUAUUGACAUCUGAUCUCUGAGAAAGAGGGGCAGACGACCAUUUUGGUCGUCCGGCGAGGUGCAUCGGCUUUUCAUUUUCCGACCGUUUCAUUCACCGUGUUUGCUUAGAAAGGCCAAAGGUAUUCUCGUAGUUUCGUGCUUAGGGGAGGGGUUUGGGGGCUUCUGGCACCCCCGAAUUUUAUCUUUAAUAAUAUAUAGGUAUAUCUUUUUUUUCCCCUUGCUGGGGCAUUGACCGUACCGUUCGUCCCAUGCCACCCCUGACCCGACCCCUCUCUGUUUUAUCACUCUGUUUCUUGUUGAGUGGACCUCACAGCACCCCUCCUUCCUCCUCCUUUCUCAGUCCCUCUUCCCCUCCCCAACCCAACCCUCCCGCCCGCCCAGAUCGUUCUUCUUGCUUCACUGAAAGGCGGUUAAAUCGUCCCCCGCUUGCCUCCCCUCCCAAAAGACCAGUUCCUUGGAACCCGAGUUGAGUGCCUCCUCCUCCCCCUUUCUCCCCUCCUGAACUCGCUGGAAGUCUAUCCGGUCUGCUGUUUCUUCCCCUUCCUCCCUCAAUCUGACCUGUUUCAGAGACUCCCUGUUUUCCUGUGUGCUGUAGGGAAGCAAGAUUCUUUGUGCUGCCCGCGUAUGGGGGGGCUUGUUAGAGGGAGAGUCUGCCUUUAUCUUAGGCUGUUUUUUAUCCUUGCCUCCUUCCGUUGAUUCAACAUCCCAGCUUUGCCGGUUCUUGCCUGCCUUCCAGAGCUCGUUCUUCUUCACGGUGACCCACCUAUUUUGUUUGCGAGGUGCCAUUGGAACCGAUGACUCGCUUUCCUAUCAAUUCAAUCAUUGUUGCCGUCAUCUCUUCUUGGUGUCUCAUGUACCCCAGUUGCUGAUAUGGAGAGCCUCCCGUCUGCCCCUUGAUGGAAAUAGGUCAUCCCCAUGGAUGGAGACGCGGUGUACGCCCUUCAAACUCCUCCUGGAUGCUUUAACCCAAUAAUGGAGAUUCCCUACAAAAGUGGCCUUCUCGCUGUUUAGCAUUUUGAACAUCCUUAGACUCGACCAUCUUGUGGGCCUCCUCCCCAGCCCGAAGCCGAUUCUGUGCUACCCAUUUUUGAUCUGUAAACGCAAGGGGAAAAGCACAUGCGGACAACCGCACCCACUGGUCGUCCUUGGAAGUUAGUCCUCUGGCGCUUAUCAUCACCAUCAUCAUUGUCAUAUUCCUUCUUCUCCUCCUCCUCCUCCUCCUCCUCCUCCGCCUGCCAUCAUUUUUGUUAGAAGUUGUUAGUGCUGCUACCGCUUCUGCUGCCCAUCUUCCUCCAUUAUCUGUACUUGGGCUUUAUAAUAUAACAAUGAUCCCUCAUUGAGCUCAGUCGGUGGCCUGAUUAAUAGGAGGAGACAUUUGUAUAAACCAAGCAAAGAGGGAAAUCCGAGGACUCUUCCUUGACAACUUGAUGGAUCCGCAAUGCCAAGACUUUGGGACGGAGACCCAGAAAGAAAAGGUUGAGACUGAAUCUUCCUUUCCUGAUGAGAUCCUGGAACACAUUCUCGGCUUCAUUUCCGAGCGCAAGGACCGGAAUGCUUUUUCAUUAGUCUGCAAAUCCUGGUUCAGGCUUGAAGCAUUGAACAGGCGCCAUUGUUUCAUCGGCAACUGCUAUGCCGCGUCUCCUGAGGUUCUCAUCAGAAGGUUCCCCAGGGUUAAAUCUCUUGUUCUUAAAGGAAAGCCGAGGUUUGCUGAUUUCAACUUGGUCCCCCAGAACUGGGGAGCUCAUCUAGGUCCUUGGGUUGUGGCCAUGGUUCCUGCUUACCCAUGGCUCGAAAGCCUUCAUCUGAAGAGGAUGAGUGUUAAAGACGAGGAUCUGGACAUUAUCGCUAGCUCACUACCAAAGUUCAAACAGCUGAUCAUUGAUUGCUGUGAUGGGUUCAGUACUGGUGGGUUGGCUUCCAUUGCCAGCAAAUGCAGAGAGCUCACCGACUUGGAGCUGAGUGAAGAUCAUAUUGAUGACAAUGGGGCGGACUGGUUGUCGUGUUUUCCCGAGACAACCUCUCUUGUAUCUCUGAGCUUUGAGUGUUUAAACUCGGACAUAAAUUUCGACGCCCUUGAAAGGUUAGUGUCGCGAUCACCUUCCCUGAAGAAGCUCAGAUUGAACAACUCGGUUUCUAUAUCCCAGUUGCUGAAGCUCAUGACAAAAGCACCUCACCUCACCCACUUGGGAGCUGGGUCGUUCCGUGAUGAGGUUACACCAGAGCUUGCACUCCAGCUGUCUGCAGCAUUCAGACGGUGCAAGGAGCUGAAAUGCCUCUCCGGUUUUUAUGACUUCAUGCCAGAGUACCUGCAAUUGAUAUGGCCCGUUUGUGCUAAUUUGACAUCGUUGAAUCUUAGUUAUGCUCCCAUUGCCAGCGAUGAGUUGGAAGAAAUUAUUUGCUUUUGCCAUCAACUGGAACGCCUUUGGGUGCUGGACUCGGUGGGAGAUAGUGGGCUGCAGGCGGUUGGUUCUACUUGUAGAAAUUUGAAAAUGCUUCAUGUCUUUCCAGCAGAUGCUAGAGAAGACAGCCCAGGAGGGGUAUCUGAAGAGGGGCUUGUCGCCAUUUCCAAAGGCUGCCCCAAUCUCGAGUCAAUACUUUACUUCUGUCACAGGAUGACCAACGAUGCUGUUAUUACUAUGUCGCUAAAUUGCUCGAACUUGACCUGCUUCCGCUUGUGCAUCAUGGGUCGGCGCGCCCCUGAUCAUGCAACAGAACAGCCCAUGGACGAGGGGUUUGGAGCAAUUGUGAAGAACUGCAAGUCCCUGACAAGAUUAGCAGUCUCUGGCUUGCUCACCGAUAGAGCAUUUGAGUACAUUGGACUGUACGGGAAGUUGGUUAGGACGCUGUCUGUUGCAUUUGCAGGAGAUAGCGAUCGAUCCCUUGAAUUUGUACUAAACGGGUGUACCAAUCUGCAGAAGCUUGAGAUAAGGGACAGUCCAUUUACUGAUAAGUCUCUGUUCUCAGGUUUGCACCGCUACGAGGAAAUGCGGUUUCUAUGGAUGUCCGGUUGCAAUCUCACUUUGGAAGGGUGCAAACGUUUAGCGAAGCUUGCCCCUCGUCUCAAUGUGGAGGUGAUCAAUGAGAAUGCGGUGGAUGCCUCUGAGAACCAGGUGGAGAAGCUCUAUCUGUAUAGAUCCCUCGCUGGCCCUAGAAAUGAUCUGCCUUCUUUUGUCUCUAUUCUUUAGGAUUCAUAUCCGCCACCAACCACAACUGUUUGUUGGGUGAUCUUUGGAGGUGAAUCCCUCUUAGUCUUAGUGGGUAGCCUUGGCCUUUGGAUGAUGGGGAUGUAUGUGGUUGCUUCAUUCAAGUGGCCGGUUUGAUGAUAUUUGCUGCUAGGAAAGGUAACAGAUCGGCUGGUCACUGUCUAUGAUAUAGCAUCCACAGCCUUGUAGAGGGAGUGGGGCCAUCCAUACAUCUGAUAGUUGGUCAAUGAUUCUAUGGCUGCCAGAAUAAAUUUUUCCCUUAAAAGGCUGAAAGAAACGGUGAGGCUCCGUAUCAGCAGGGAUUUAUAAUAGAUGAGAUGCUCUUCAAGUGGUUGUUGAUGGAGGUUGCAUCAGUCUCAACAAAGCAACGCUGUUCCAUCAUCAUCGUGGUGGUUGUCGUCAUCGUUAACGCGCAGGGGAGAGAGAGAUUUGCUUAACUCCAUUUUCUUUAUUAGAGAGAUUUGCUUGACUUCUCCUUUUCAUUUUUAUUGGUUAUCUGUGAAUGUAGUAGAGAUCAACAGAGUCUUUUCGAGAGAUGCCGUGAGUCACACUUCUCUCCUUGGGUCAAGCAUUGAAUAACUGUUCGGUUCCUCAAAAAAUGGGACUAAAAGGUUUUUUUUUA